Molecule: messenger RNA, 921 nt
Organism: Chaetura pelagica (chimney swift)
Lineage: Eukaryota; Metazoa; Chordata; Aves; Apodiformes; Apodidae
Gene: TRADD
Product: TNFRSF1A-associated via death domain
Exons: 4
Coding region: 1-921 (306 amino acids)
Biological process (GO): extrinsic apoptotic signaling pathway; positive regulation of canonical NF-kappaB signal transduction
Cellular component (GO): tumor necrosis factor receptor superfamily complex
Molecular function (GO): transmembrane receptor protein tyrosine kinase adaptor activity
Source: RefSeq, a predicted model, not a curated record
AUGGCAGGCAGCUCUGCUCCUUGGAUUGGCAGUGCUUACCUCUUCCUCCAGUCCACCUGCAAGACCAUUGUUCUGCCUUCUCUCUAUGAAAGCUCCCAGAAGAAACGCAGUGUGUUCAAGGCACUGAAGCUGGCAUUAGCAGACUCCACGGGCAGUGUGAAUGGUGUGGACAUGCUCAAGGUGCACUGCAGCCACCCACACCUCAUCAUCCAGCUGAAGUUCUGCAGGCAGGAGAACUGCCGGCAGUUCCUGCGCAGCUACCGGGAAGGAGCACUCCGGGAGUCCCUCCAGAAUCACCUCCAGCUCUCCCUGGCCAUGACCACAGUGCCUCUUGAAAUGGAGCUGAAGGCUGGCAAUGAGCACCUGGACAAGAUGCUGAAGGAUGAGGAUCGCUGCCUGGAGUGCAUCUACAGGGAAAAGCCUGACCGCCUGCGGGAUGAGGAAAUCACAGAGCUGGAGGAAUGUCUCCAGAGCCUGAUUGUUCACCAGAGCAUCAACAACAAUGUGGCUGUAAAGGACUGUGAGUCUCUGAACUCCCCACCUCUACCUCAUCCUGCUCAAGGCAGCUCCCUUUCCCCACAAGGCACCUUCAGCUUUCAGGGACAGCAGUUUGCCAACAGAACCCUGUCACCAGACGACCACCAGAAGUUUGCCAAGCUGGUGUCCAAGAAAUGGAAGCAAGUGGGUCGCUCUUUGCAGAAGAACUGCCGGGCCCUGCGAGAUCCUGUCAUUGAUAACCUGGCCCUGGAAUAUGACAGAGAGGGACUGUAUGAACAAGCCUACCAGAUGCUUCUCAGAUUCAUCCAGUCAGAGGGGAAGAAGGCCACAAUAGCCCGGCUCAUCGCAGCCCUGGAGGAAAAUGGUCUCAUCAGCUUGGCUGAGGAGCUCUUGGGCCUCCAUUCCAACGAGGACUGCUCCUAG